Molecule: messenger RNA, 336 nt
Organism: Prunus armeniaca (apricot)
Lineage: Eukaryota; Viridiplantae; Streptophyta; Magnoliopsida; Rosales; Rosaceae
Source: the annotation of a GenBank genome assembly
AUGGGUUGUGACCUUGGGCAUCAUGUCUUAAGGUAUGCAUCUUGUUGUAUAACUUGUAUUGUUUUGAUAUCCUUCAAUGUAUGUGCAUUUUCUAAUGCCAAGACUAAAGUUUUAUUGGCAACGCUUAAGCGUAAGAGUGAGAAGGAAGUAUACUCUCCAUUUAGAGAAUUGAGCAUCAUUGAGGAUUGUAUGGAAAUAUUGGGGGCCGUGGAGGGAGUGAAUGAUGAUGCUCAUGUGAAAGCUUUGGCUAAGUUUACUAAUUUGGAUUGGAGGAAGGUGUUCUUGAAGAUGUUGGAUCCACGGAGAAGAGUGUGGCUCAAUAGCCUACUAAAGUGA